Molecule: messenger RNA, 1773 nt
Organism: Benincasa hispida (wax gourd)
Lineage: Eukaryota; Viridiplantae; Streptophyta; Magnoliopsida; Cucurbitales; Cucurbitaceae
Product: protein NRT1/ PTR FAMILY 6.3-like
Biological process (GO): transmembrane transport; oligopeptide transport
Cellular component (GO): membrane
Molecular function (GO): transmembrane transporter activity
Source: RefSeq, a predicted model, not a curated record
AUGAGUGUUCUCCCGGAAACCACUCAAGAAAAAACUCUCCCAGAUGCCUGGGAUUACACCGGCAAGCCCGCCAUCAAGGCCAAAACCGGUGGCUGGGUCGCCGCUGCCAUGAUUCUAGGACCGGAGGCGGUGGAGAGGCUUACGACGCUGGGGAUUGCAGUGAAUUUGGUAACAUAUUUGACGGAAACAAUGCAUCUGGGAAAUGCAACUGCAGCCAACAAUGUCACCAACUUCCUCGGAACUUCCUUCAUGUUAUGUCUGUUUGGUGGUUUUGUCGCCGACACUUUUCUCGGCCGGUAUCUGACGAUUUCUAUUUUUGCAACCGUUCAAGCAACAGGUGUAACUCUCUUAACAAUCUCCACCAUAAUUCCAAGUCUCCGACCUCCAAAGUGUUCGCCGGGGUUCUCAACCACCCCAUGCAUUCAGGCAGACAGCAAGCAGCUGGCCAUUCUCCACACAGCCCUAUACUUGACCGCGCUCGGCACCGGUGGCCUAAAAUCGAGUGUAUCAGGCUUUGGUUCUGAUCAAUUCGACGACAUGGACAAAGAGGAGAGAAUAAAAAUGUCCAACUUCUUCAACUGGUUCUUCUUUAUAAUUAGCAUUGGGUCGCUUGGAGCUGUGACAAUUCUUGUUUACAUUCAAGACAACUGGGGCAGGCAAUGGGGAUAUGGGAUAUGUGCCUGUGCCAUUGUGUUGGGAUUGGUUGUCUUCUUGUUGGGUACUCGUCGAUACCGGUUCAAGAAAUUGGUCGGUAGCCCGUUGACGCAGAUCGCUGCCGUGCUUUUUGCGGCAUGGAAGAAGAGGAAGUUGGAUUUACCCUCUGAUCCAUUGUCGUUGUAUCAAAUUGAAGAUGCAGUCGAUGGAUCUGGGAAGAAGAAGCAAAAGCUACCCCGCACCAAGCAAUUCAGGUUUCUGGACAAGGCAGCAAUUAAGGAUGACGAGAUAGUUGGCGAUGUAGUAAACAAGUGGAAAGUAUCAACCCUAACAGACAUUGAGGAAGUAAAAUUAGUGCUUAGGAUGUUACCCAUUUGGGCAACCACCAUAAUAUUUUGGACAGUCUAUGCCCAAAUGACAACAUUUUCUGUGUCACAAGCCACCACAAUGAACCGACGCCUGGGAAAAUCCUUCGAAAUUCCGGCAGCCUCCCUCACCGUCUUCUUUGUUGCCAGCAUUCUCUUAACGGUCCCGAUCUACGACCGAUUCAUCGUCCCAAUAGCAUCGAGAAUUUUGAAGAACCCACAAGGCCUAAGCCCGCUACAACGCGUGGGGGUCGGCCUGGUUCUAUCGAUAAUUGCCAUGAUCGCCGCCGCACUGACCGAAAUAAAACGAUUGAGGGUGGUAGAGGAAAACGGGUUGACGUACAAGCCAACAGCAGAGGUGCCAUUGAGCGUGUUUUGGUUGGCUCCCCAGUUUUUAUUAGUAGGAUCAGGCGAGGCCUUUACGUACAUGGGACAAUUGGAUUUUUUCUUAAGAGAAUGCCCUAAAGGGAUGAAGACAAUGAGCACAGGGUUGUUUUUGAGCACACUUGCUUUAGGGUUUUUCUUUAGCUCAUUGCUAGUUACAAUUGUGGGAAAAGUGACUGAACAUGGGAAGCCAUGGAUACCAGACAAUCUCAAUGAAGGGAAGCUUUAUGAUUUCUAUUGGCUAUUGGCAAUUUUAAGUGUGUUGAAUUUGAUGGUGUUUUUGGUUUGUUCUAAGUGGUAUGUGUAUAAGGAAAAGAGGUUGGCUGAUGAAGGGAUCGAAUUGGAGGACUGUGGACCAAUUGGCCAUUGA